GCUAAGUACACAUUAAAAAACACUGAUUGAUGAAAAAUUUCAUUAAGAAUUUCUAAACUAUAUAAUUCUAUUUUAGAAAAUAUAUUUAAUACUUAUUAUUAACCCGUAAAUCUACAUAUAUCAAAACCAAUAUCUCAAAACUUCAUGAGUGUGGAAGAAGCCAAAAGCCUUGGAUAAUAAUAAAUGAGUGGAGUGGCCUACUGGCCUGCCUCGCUCUAUAAAUAGUAGUCCUGCUUUGAACUUCUAACUCAUCACUCCAAGAAAACUCAGAACUUCAUUCUUCACUCUCUCCAUCUCUCUAAAAUUCUAGUUUGGUUAAGGUUAGGUGUUCUAAUUAGUUUCUUUGACAUGGGCCAGGGAAAUGGUAGUGCAAAACUAAGUUUGUUCCUUGGAGUCGGCAUACUAUGCCUCUUAACUCUUACUAACCCAACCCUUGGCGCUAUUUACACAGUAGGAGGAGCUGGUGGGUGGGCCUUUAAUGUCAACAAUUGGUCUACUGGCAAGCCCUUCAAAGCUGGUGAUAUGUUAGCAUUCAACUAUGAUAAGACAACACACAAUGUGGUACCAGUUAGUAAGAAGGGUUAUGAUAGCUGCAGCUCACCAAGAGGAGCAAAAGUUUACCAAAGUGGGAAGGACAGAAUUAAGUUGAGCAAGGGUCCAAGCUACUUCAUAUGCACUCUCCCUGGGCAUUGCCAGAGCGGAAUGAAGAUCGCCAUUAAUGCAGCUUAAUUAUUGUACUUCUUCUACUACAGCUUCGUAUAUUAUGUAUUGUAUUGAUCUCAGAUAUUGCUUAUUUCAUGUAAACUAAAGUUGUUUCAUUAAAUGUAUUGUACUACUGUCUA
Beta vulgaris subsp. vulgaris (sugar beet) is the source of this 842-nucleotide messenger RNA. Its product is annotated as basic blue protein. Lineage: Eukaryota; Viridiplantae; Streptophyta; Magnoliopsida; Caryophyllales; Amaranthaceae. The record is from RefSeq and is a predicted model, not a curated record. Bases 349 to 729 code for a protein of 126 amino acids. Gene Ontology annotation, cellular component: plasma membrane. Gene Ontology annotation, molecular function: electron transfer activity. The transcript is spliced from 2 exons.